CCCCCCCCCUCUAUCUUCCUCUUUUCUCUUUCCCUCUGUGGAUACAAGGGUUUAGGUGGUCAGUCACACAGACAGAAACAAGCGUGUGCUCCGCUUGUUUUAACUCUUCUCACUCAGUUUUGUUCCACCUGCGUGUGUCCUCACACUCACUCCGCACCUCCUCCUCCUCCUCCUCUCCCCCCCGGCACAGCGUGUGAUGGUGCGUCCCCUCCUCUUGGCCCUGGAGACAUGCCCGUGCAGGAGAUGGCGGUGAGUCCUGUCAAGUCCCUGUACUGGGAGCAGUUCCCGCCUAUGUCCCAGCGCCGCGUCUACUGCACCCCUGUCUACCACGAGGGCCUGCUCUACGUGCUGGGGGGCUGCAGCGAGACCGGCAUGCCCCUGGACAGCGUCGAGGUCCUGGAUGUAGACAGCCAGACGUGGAGCCAGUUACCACCGCUGCCCACUGCGCGGGCGGGGGCGUCGGCUGUGGAGCUGGGUGGCCAGGUGAUGGUUCUUGGGGGCAUGAAUCAGCAGCAGACCCCGCUGGCCUCUGUGGAAAUGUAUCACCCUGAUGAGGGCAAGUGGGAGACGAGGGCCAGCCUUGGUCAACCAUCAAUGGGCAUCACCAGUGUGGAGAAAGAUGGGAAGGUAUAUGCGUUUGGGGGUAUGGGAGCAGACACCACACCACAGGCCCUGGUGAGGGUUUAUGAGCCAGAGAAGGACCAGUGGCUGCCGCUGACCUCCAUGCCCACGCCGCGGUAUGGAGCCACACCCUUCGUGACAGGAAACAAAAUCUUCAUGUUGGGCGGUCGUCAGGGAAAGAUGCCGGUGACGGCGUUGGAGGCGUUCGACCUGGAGAUGAAGAGCUGGACACGCUACCCCUGCAUCCCGAGCAGGAGGGCCUUUUCCUGCUGCACCACGAACGACCGCAGCCUCUUCAGCCUGGGGGGCCUCCAGCAGCCGGGGCCGCACAACUUCUACUCCAGACCUCACUUUGUCAGCACCAUGGAGGAGUAUGACCUGGAUCAAGGUAUUUGGCUCAAACCCACCCGGUCGUCCAGGAUGAGGGAGAAGCGGGCCGACUUUGUGGCAGGAUGCCUGGGGGGAAGGGUCAUCGCAGCUGGAGGUCUAGGUAAUGAGCCGUCGCCGUUGGGCACUGUGGAGAGCUACAACCCAGUGAAGCGGCGCUGGGAGUAUGUGGUGCCCAUGCCGACUGCACGCUGCUCCUCUGCCCUCCUGCAGACGACCGGCAUGCUCUUUGUCAUCGGUGGCGUUGCCCAGGGACCCAGUAACGCCGUGGAAGCCCUCUGCUUACAGGAAACGGUGUGACACAUGCACGCGCACGGACACACACUCACGCGGGAAGGAACGCAAAGCGGCGCUGAUAUUCUAUUCAUGUGUGUGCAGAGACAAAAGAAGUGGAUCCACGGAAAACACUUUGAGAUACCUUUCUAUCUUUAUGUCCCCACAACUGGAUUCAUACACUGGGAUAUAACAUUCAGCAAGCUUUUUUUUCCAAAUUGGAGCUGCAGAGACAGUUCCAGACUGAGAUGGACGAACACAAGGUUGAGGACAUUCAAGCUGACUGCUGUGACUGGCAAAGACAGAAAACUGACGGCUUUUAUGCUCUGGGGAAAUCAGAGGAAGAGAAAACAUGAGCAAAAAGAACAGACACACACACACUAACACACACAAACACACACACACACACACACGUGUCUGAAGAAACAAGACGCCUUUCAACUGUUGCAUUUCUGUGAAUCAAAGCAGGGUACUUUUCUCGAUGUUAAAGGAACAUAGGGCCAUAUCUGUAUUUAAUCUUUGCAGCGGCGUCGCUCUCCGCUGCUGCUUCAGCACAGCAAGCUCGGACCCCUUUUUUCUAUGGCCUGUGACAUUCUGGGAAUGUGAAUGUCUGUUUUGGUUUCUUCUGCUUUGGUGGCGGUGUUGUACGCAGCACUUGUGACUUACAGCGCUGCUAAAAACCGCUGCCACAGUGUCAACAUGAGUGUCCCCUGACAUGCGUUUCACAACACGAGUGACCAGUGAAACGCCAGCUGAUGUUGACCAAAUUCACUGUGUUUCCCAUAUUUGUAGUUGUGGCUGAACUAGUCGUCGCGUCGCUUUGCUGUGCACACAUUUCUAACAUGAGCACGGCAGCAAUCAAUCACCGAUCUCAAACGGCUCGACGGUUCUUCACACUGUAGGACAGGGAUAUAGUGGCUCAUUGAGUGAACGCAGAGGUAGUCGUACAGUACCUGCUGCACUGAAGCAUCCUGACAGAUAAGUGAUAUUCACAAUAUCAGCUGCCUGAGGUAUAAUGUUCCCCUCGAGUGUUAUGGUUGAUAGCAGUUCAUUGUAUUCUUUACUUGAAAUUCAGCGGCCGCAUGAAAAGGGAAGACCACCUGCAGUCCAUGAAAACUGUGCAGUAUUAUGGAUCAAAGAAAGACAUAAUAGAAAAUGACAAAAUCAUACUGUAUGUGUGGAUUAGGGUUCCAUUUAUUGUGAUUAUGACUAUGUUGAUUGUGACCUCAUACAUUUACAGGCUGCAUGCCCCCGUGGCAAAAUUAUACUUCCUGGUUGCAACCCUAACACUUCCAGGAAAUUGAGGAUGGAUUGGGGAUGAGGUUCUAUGAAGAAGAGGGAAACCCCUGGCUCAUUAUUAUUAUAGUUACUGCCUUUCUGCACAAGUAUAGAUGGUAAAAUUGUCUAUUCAUCCAGAAAGAAACAUCUCUAUUUUGUUGUCGAAAAUAGGAAAUACCUGUUGGCUCAAAAGGAGACUGAAACGUUUGUAGCUCGCUCCCUAAGCUUGAGAAAAAAUGGUAGCUGCAGGUAGUUUGCAAAAAGUCAACAUUUCAAGGUAGAAACUGCAGGAUAUUGUGCAGGAAAAUCUGCUUCACCUGUGAUGUUCCUACCGUUUAGCCUAUGAAUCACUAAUUAUGCUUCUUCUGGCCCAAGUUGGAAGAAACAAAGAAAUAUUUAGUCAGUCAGUGAUAGGGAAGUAUAAAAUGGUGUCAUUUACAAAUGACAGGUUACUCUUGUAAAAGUUAAAGUAUCUUAAAUGUGACAUUAUGCUCAUAUUCAGGUUCAUACUUUUAAUUUGGGUCUCCACUUGAAAAGGAUUUACAUGCUAUUGUGUUCAGAAAAGGCAUCAGUGUUCUCAUACUGCCAAUUCCUGCAGCUCCUCUUUUCACCCUCUGUCUAGAACGCCUGCAUUUCUAAAACCCCAGUCUGCUCUGAUUGGCCAGCUGGCCCAGUCUGUUGUGAUUGGCCAACUGCUUUCAAUAUUUGUAGGAAAUUUCACACCCCUUCAUCAGAGAAGUGGAGAUUCUCAGAUUCCAGGCGGGGUUACACCAAAAGAGUCCAACUGUGACAAUCAUGUCAGAGCCACUUUUCAACUCUGGAGCACAUGAGUCUCCGAAAGCAGACUUCAGGGAUUCAAGAUCCAGUUUGUUCGGCCUGAGUUGAGGCUUUGUGUACAAGAGUUGCCGUGCAGAACCAUCUGUGGCAGAUUCCGUGACCUGUGGACAGCAGACGAGCCUGCUGCUUCGGCAGUGUUGCCAUGUGGCUUGCAGCCUCUCCUGGUCUGUCCCUUUUUAUCCGUGCACUUCUUCUGCUGUGGCCUGUUCCUGCCAUUCUUGCAGCAUGUUUGAAUGUCCACAUGAAUCUACAGCUUUUCCAUUCAAAACGGAUGUACUGGAACAGUCCAUCAUCCUUUCCAUUACUGCUCGAGCAGAUGACGCACUAAAAAUGGAACUUUUUACUGAAAUUUGCAUUAGUCUGAGAGUAAUUUACCACAUUAAUUCACCUAUUACCUACUGCCUGGGGAAUGCAGGUGAUGAUAUUUGAUAAGUAAGUUAAUUUUAAUUCACCGUGUGUGUGUGUGUGUGUGUGUGUAUUUGAUGACUAACCGAGGGAAGAUACAGUGUGCUACAAAAGGACAGAUGGAUGUGAGAGCUACAGUGAGGGGGACACAGGGAUAUUAAAGUGAGAUUGGCUAAUCGAUAUGAUUGGUCAGUUCACAUUAAUGAUGCGUUUUACUGCUGUAGCACACACACAAUGUUGAGCCUCACGCCUUACCUGUGUGAUGUGUCAUUUAAAGACAGCGCCUAGCUUCUACACGCAAACUAUUGUUGAAUAAAUGUUGCGGGAUGAUGCUAUGCACCAUAUCACCUUUAAUCAGGAAAAAGACAUAUGUAUUCAUAAAUAUACAGAUGGGAGAGAUAAAAAGGCUGCAGAUGAGUUAAUGAUACAGAGAGGGAGGAGAGAGCUAUCUCUGGCCUGCAAAGUAAGCAGUGUUUCUUAGACAAACACACACACACACACACACACACACACACACACACAGUUCCCCACUGCCCCCUCUUGUACUCUUUUUGGUCUGCACCCUGGCAGACCUUGUUAGCAGAGUCAGGAGCUCAGAGGAGAUGCCUUAUGAGAGUUGGUUAUUUCUGGUCCAACAUUGUGUACACACACACACGCACGCGCACACGCACGCGCACACGCACGCGCACACGCACACACUCCUGCUUGUACGCAAAGCCAAGCACAGACAUUCUGAGUUAUAUCUGGCCCCCAACCACAAAAGCCUGGAGGGACCACGGAGAUCAGUUUCUCUAAACAGCAUUGCUGGUAGGGGACUGUGGCCCAUCAUACAAAACUGAUUAGCCUACUUAAUGCAGCUCCUGUGUGUGUGUGUGUGUGUGUGUGUGUGUGUGUGUGUGUGUGUGUUGGUGAGAGAGAGAGGUCUUGUUUUACUACACUGCUCAAAAACAUUUUGAAAAAAAGGGGCAGUAAGCGAUUUUGGAGAAAGCUUGUUUCUCUCUUUGUUGUGGUUGUGAUUUUACUGCUCGGGCCAGGCCGCGAAAACCCGCGACCUCGGCAAUGUGAGGUCCGACGCACUAACCCAUGGGCCAAAACCCCCGGGGUUGCAGCACCACCUGCUCGCACGUCUGUUAAGGUGCCAACGAGGGAUGUUUUCAAACUCUCAGUGCUGUGAGGUGCGGUCUGCACCAGUUUCUGGCUUUCAAUCGACAGAGCCUGGGCUGAGCCGAACUCCCGAUUUCUUUUUUCGCCGCACACGUGGAACCGACAGCUCACGGACGGUGAGGAAAUAUUCGCAUUUUUACAAAACGUGUAUUGCUUUAGAAUCGCUUACUGCCCCUUUAAGGGAACACUUUAGUCAUUCGAAUAAUUUGUUUGGCAAACGCAUAUUUAUUUUCGUAUGACUUGACAAUUUCACCCAAAAGCCACCAACUCCUAAGGGAAACUAUGUGGCUCUUUAGCUACCAAAUGCUCGACGAGGUUCACCUGCUAGUCUCCGACUGUGUCUCAUCAGAGGUUGAGAGCGCAGACAUUCAUUCAAGUAGCCGGUUUGUCACUACAAGGGUAUGAUCAUAAUGAUUUGGGCAUCCUUUAAUUUCUUCCUUUCUCUCAUAGUAAUUGCCAGUAGGGGCCAGAGAGGGGCCUCCAUUCAUUCAGUUGUUGAGCUGCUUACCACUGAAUAUGUGUGGAUGAUUAUAUAUGAAUUUCUUUUUUUUAAAAUCUCUGUUUUGGUCUCCACCAGAUGUACAAAACAUGGUAUCAGCUUGAUGCGUUUUUGACCAGCCAGCAGUCAGCUGCCACUGUAAACAGUGCGGGCCCUGCAACCAAAACAAUGAGCUACAAAAGGCUGAAAGGCAUAGCUCAGCAGAUUUAGUCUGAAUUCAGUCUGCAACAACUUUCACAUGACACAUAGUUCUUUUAUGCAAUGAUACCAUAAAAAAGAUUCACAAGUGCAGUAACAACGAAUCCAUAAUUUCCUCUGUGUGUCUGUGCUUGUGUUUGUGUUGUGUUUGUCAAUUCAUGGUUGCCGCCGGCGCAUGCUUGUGCAAAUUUGGGACACUGCGCCGUCUGUCAUUGUGUGAGUCUGGAACGUGUACAAAACAGUCUAUAUGACACACUGCGGUCCCAAAGGAAUUCUGGGACUUCUCCAGCGAUAGCUCGCUGUGUCUGGUCGCUUUGGUUCUAUUUGUUAGAAGAAGAUAAGAACCUUUCUCCGACCCUGCUGCUGUCAGAUUGUUUUACAGUGAAGAUGGCUCCUCAUGAAUCGGUUUUUACUGGCUCCCCAUGUGACAUGUACGUUUCAGGCUGUUUGCUCACUGGAGUCACUAUCUUUCUGCUGCUCCUGACAGCAGCCUGGGAAACACAGAGCAGACAAGCAGGAUGCUUCAGUGCAGGUAGCCGCUCUUUCAGUAGGCCAUCAGCGGAGGAUGCCAAAGCAUAUGUAAAUGUGUUCUUACUGGACUAGUUGGAAGCCAAAAUGUAUUGUGGACCUGCUUCCUACGACAUGAGCGUUAACAAACUGAGUCCGAACACUCUGGCGAACCUGAGGCAGGGGCCACUGCAAUAAGAGCCCCUAAAACUGGUCCACAGGUGUGUAAUGCCCCGCGCUAUAUAGCAGUGUUGGAAAAUGGACACAAAAAUGCUCAAGUACACUACAUUCUUUUCAGGCACGUUUACAUUAUCUGAAGCAAACAGAAGUUACGUGCAAAUUCCCGCAGAAAAAGUUGCCUUGUGAUUCAUUACCUCUGGAAACAUUUGUCGACGCAGCAUGUACUGUGCGCCCUUGUCCCGAGACACAUCCAGGGCCCUGUUCUGGUGUGACGGCACGCUGUGUGCCUUGAUUCACAAAACGAGGCCCAUAGACUCAGGUUCUGACAAAACACCGGGGGCGCGUUCAACGCAGUGCAAAGCCGGGGGCGGAGGAUGCUGAAUUUACUUCACUCAUGAAUCCCUCGUAGAACUGUGUCUUAUCUUUUGACAGUACAAGAGCCUCCCUGCAUUUUUCCUUUCUUUUCUCCAGUGCAGGAAAACAUCAACACAGUUCCCUGGGCAACCGGGUCAAAACCUGGUGGCCCCGGGGUAGCAUAAAUGGGUUCCUCUUUCAUUGGUGUAUCGAACAUCCUCUCUGUUAUUGAUGAGGUGAUCAGGAUUAGGUGAUACUCGUUUUUUUGUUCUUAACUCUUCAUUGUUGUUGUUUUCUGUGGUUUUUUUUUCAUCCCUCCAGUUGUUUGUGCUGUUGAUUGAGGUUGUGAGAUGACAGUGUUGUUGUGUUGUCCAGCUUGGAGCUGGGUUCCUCAAAGUGGUUGUCACUAGUUACUUGUUCUCGCAACGCUUUGCGUUGGCUGAUGUUACGGCAAAAAUUAUUUUCAAUAGAAAUAGAUACAUGAAUGUGUUUAUUUUCACCACGUUGGUCCGACAAGCUGACGGGAGCAAAAUUUGUGCAAUAACCAGAACAAGGAUGUACGGUAAGUCAUGACGACAGCUAACAUCCGGUUCAAUCCCCCAAAAAAAGUGAUAUUUAGAAUGACAAAAAAGUCAACAGAGAUAUAUUUGGAACAAACAAACAAACAUGUUUGUAUUCCUAUUUGAGUGUAUGAGUGGUUUAUGACUAAAUGGAUUUCAAAUCUCAAAUGGCCAUGGGCAGAAAGUUUAAAAAAGUACCAUUGAAUUUUGAAGCAAGAGGCUUCAAAUAACCGCCCUCUCGGAGCCUCUCGAGAACCGCGGGUUCUCAAAGCCGUCCAUCAUCUUCGGUGCCGAGUGUUAUUGUGAAACUAAUCUGUACAUACAUCUUGGAGAGACACAAACUCUCUCCCCACCCUCUGCUUCGGAUCCCUCUUGUCUGUCGCGUGCUGUCUACCUGCGGUGACUGGCGUGGUAGAAAACCCGGUCUGUGGUCUCAGUGGAUCAGUAUUGCCGUGCGCUCUUUGCUGUAUGUGACAAUGUGAUUUUGGGAGGUUAACUGAACCUGAUGAAAUGUUCUGACGGUGAUAAGAAGGAUGGAAAACUGAACGUCAAGAAGGGAGGACUCGUCUCACUCGGAUGAUAUGUGUGGGGAGGUGUGAGGCAACAUGUGCGAAACACUAAAGUCAAUAUAUCUUUGGUUAUGUUACAAUGCUUUAAGCCUCGUAUUUCAUCCAUAAAAUGACGGUGUAAACAUUUAAUAAUGUAACCCCCCGCCAUUCAAAUAGACACACACAAACCGCGCACACAAACACAGUAAAUCAAGGCCAUGCAGCACCGACGUCACUGGCCUCACACUUACAGCGACAAGAUCCAAAUGUGAAAAGAAAGAAAUGGUUAAAUAUGACAUAAAUACAAAAGCACUUCACACAAUGACAUACUGUCUGGUUACAAAUGCAGCACAGUAGCCGAGAUAACUAGACCUCUGUUUCACUCGAAUCCAAUUAACUGACAUUUUGAGAAACUGAAGAUCAGUUUCGUUUGGUUUAUGUUUGGAAUUUUUUCAGAUCUGUGUCACGCACGUGCCCGGGCUCUUUAGAAGCGCAAUACUCUAGGAGGCUAUGAAUUUAAUCGGUCACAUCAUAAAAAUGUCCUGUGUUGUCAGAUUUGAUCACAGGUUCAAUACCAGUCACAUGCAUUUCAUUUGAAAUGAAAUAAAACUCAUAUAUACAAUUUCAAAAUUGCACUAAAUAAUACACAAAUUCACAACCACUACCUCUGAAACGUGGUUGUAACACCAUGGACCCCUCAGAGUAAAGUUGAGGAUGGAAAUCGGCAUUUUCCUGACAAACCCGACAUGAGAGUUUGACAUUUUUGUCAGCAUGUGUGAAAAGAGUAAGAUGGGAAGUUGGAUACCCCUUUAUCGUCUCCAGCUAGAACUUGGAAGCGAUUACAUGGUCUUAUUAAAUAUACUGUUUGUCCGUUUAUCUAUCCAACUAGUACUUACAUUUUCGGCUGUUGCCUGGCAACCUCAGUGUUACACAGUACUUGGGAAAAGUCACAAAAGGCUGGCAGUUGUUUGCUGAGAAAUAAUCAAGUAUACCCUGCUCACAAUUACAAGCUACCCGCCUCCUAUAGUAUUUUUUUCUUUAUUUGAAGCGAGUUUUCUCACCUCCUUGCUUUAAUCUUCAGGCUCCAUGCACAGACACGAGAAUGGUGACGAUCUUCUUAUUCAGCUUCCAGACGCACAUUUUCCCACAUUGUCAAAUUAUCCCUGUAAUCAACACACAAUUUCCUGAUUUUGACGGGGGUCCCAGUAGGUCAGCAUGUGACAUAUAUCAUCGUACAGGGGCAAAGGUCAAGGCAGAGCAUCACUCAGCAGCAAACAUGAUAUGCAGCACAUUGUGUUGUUGAUCAAGCAAGCGUGAGGAGCUUAUUCUGCGGCACAGAUGGGCAAAGUUAUUAUGACAUAAUUCAUGCUGCUUGAUAAUCCCUCUAAAACAAACAGGAUUAGGCCGCUGCUUGUUCACAAGAGGAGCUUUUUACCCACUCACACAGACAAAGAGAGUGAAACAUAGGGGAUAUGUCGGCAUGGCUUUUGUUAUUAUGACUUCGUAUUGUAAUUAUAAUAGUAAUCAUAGUAACAAAAGUGGUCGGGUUAUUGUUAUUGUCACUGUAAUAGAUUCGUGUGACACUGCAGUGUUUAAAGUGUUGGAUGGAAGGCGAAACACAAAGCAGAGCAAAAAAAAAAGUGUAUUAUCAGACUGUAUGAAGGAAUCCGGGGCUCGGCCAGACUCAGUCAGAGUAGUAGGAUGUUUUGAUGUUCACGUGGAAAGGCUGCCUCCGCUCACUGAAGCCUGCCAGUCCCACUGUUACACUAAAAAAAAAACUCAUAACAAAGGUUGAUGUUUAAAAGUUUUCCUUUCAGGCUGGAUUCUGUCAGUCCCAUUAGCAGCUAUUUACCCUCAGUUAAUAACAUCAUAAUGGGAGAUUUCUUAUAGCUCAUUAUUCCUUCCUAUUAAUACAAAUACUAUCAACAUCCUGGAGGGUAUAUUUGAAAAACCCAAGAGUCUUCUCAACAUGUAUUCAGAUUACAUGCUUUGGUCCAAGACGAUCCACAUCAGAUAACUCAAUCUCGUGCAUUUUUUGUAAUAUUUUGGAGUAUUGUGUGUGUGUGUGUGUGUGUGUGUGUUGCUGUAUUCCAGGCUGGCAGGCUUUGGUUUUCAGACCGGGUCGUUGAUGUGACUCCAGUGCAGUAGUUCAGUGCCUAUACUAAAUGUGAGGUAGGGCCUCGACUAUGAAUCCUGUUCAAUAAUAAACUAUUUUGACUUGC
Messenger RNA from Scophthalmus maximus (turbot), 10033 nucleotides. Its product is annotated as kelch domain-containing protein 8B-like. Bases 229 to 1308 code for a protein of 359 amino acids. NCBI's taxonomy places the organism in Eukaryota, Metazoa, Chordata, Actinopteri, Pleuronectiformes, Scophthalmidae. The record is from RefSeq and is a predicted model, not a curated record. The transcript has 5 exons. Gene Ontology annotation, molecular function: protein binding.